Messenger RNA from Kazachstania africana CBS 2517, 2802 nucleotides. It is a transcript of the gene APL5, whose product is annotated as Apl5p. The coding region runs from base 1 to 2802 and encodes 933 amino acids. Gene Ontology annotation, biological process: Golgi to vacuole transport; protein targeting to vacuole. The record is from RefSeq and is a predicted model, not a curated record. Gene Ontology annotation, cellular component: AP-3 adaptor complex; endosome membrane; membrane coat. The transcript has a single exon. Lineage: Eukaryota; Fungi; Ascomycota; Saccharomycetes; Saccharomycetales; Saccharomycetaceae.
AUGACAUCUCUUUACGCACCCACAGCAGAUGAUGUGAGGCAAAGACUGAGACCAUUUGGGUUCUUUUUUGAGAAAUCAUUGAAAGACUUGAUUAAGGGAAUAAGAUCCAACAACGAAACGCCAGAAAAGCUACACAAUUUCCUAAACCAGCAGCUGACUGAAUGUAGAAAUGAGGCUAAUCAGUCAGACCUCAAUAUAAAGGCUAACGCUGUGUUGAAGUUGGCAUAUUUGGAAAUGUACGGUUUUGAUAUGUCAUGGUGCAAUUUCCAUAUACUUGAAGUCAUGAGCAGUAGUAGGUUACAACAUAAACGUGUGGGUUAUUUAGCUGCUUCACAGUCAUUCUAUAAAGAUGCUGAUGUCCUAAUGCUGGCGACAAAUCUAAUAAGAAAGGAUCUGAAAUUCACAGGUGAUAACGAUACAUUAAAAGUAGGUAUUGCAUUGAGUGGACUGUCCUCUAUUGUAUCACCAAGCUUAGCAGCAGACAUUGCAGAAGAUUUAUUACCCAUGUUAAAUAGUACAAAUCCAUACAUUAGGAAGAAAACGGUGACGGCACUGUUCAAAGUCUUUUUACAGUAUCCAGAAGCAUUAAAGGACAAUUUCACAAAUUUUGUCGCAAAACUAGAAGAUGAUGAUAUCUCAGUAGUAUCAGCCACGGUUAGUGUUAUCUGCGAACUCUCCAAGAAAAAUCCAGCCCCUUUUAUACAACUGUCUCCUCUGUUAUAUCAAAUUUUGGUGUCAAUUGAUAAUAACUGGAUUAUUAUAAGAUUGUUAAAGUUAUUUACUAACCUAUCGAAGAUUGAACCAAAAUUGAAAUUUAAACUUUUACCAAAAAUACUCGAAUUAAUGGACUCUACAAUGGCUACGUCUGUUCUUUAUGAAUCUAUCAACUGUAUCGUUAGAGGUAAUAUGUUAGAUGUUGAUGAUUUUGAUUCAGCAAUUCAGUGCCUAGACCGCUUACAUACAUUUUGUGAUUCUCAAGAUCCAAAUUUAAGAUACAUUAGCUGUGUUCUCUUUUAUAAAAUUGGCAAAAUUAAUACAGACUUCAUUUCCCAUUUUGAUGACCUGGUAAUACGUUUAAUCGGGGACGUUGAUAUCAGUAUCAGAUCGAAAGCUCUAGAAUUAUUAGAAGGCAUCGUUGACGAAGAGAACUUGAAAAAAAUUGUAGUAAUACUUAUGAAACAGUUUGUCAAUCAGGACGUGGUUGUAUUACAGGAUUCAAUGUCAAUAUCAAGGGAAAUUCCUAUAAUUAUGUCAGAACCGUAUAAAGUAAAGAUGGUGGACACCAUUUUGAAAAUAUGUCAACUCAACAACUACUCCAAUAUUCCUGAUUUCGAAUGGUUUAAUGCCGUUUUAUACGAUCUUGCUAUAUUAUCACAAGAUCUAGCAGCAAAGGAACUUGGUUAUAAGAUCGGUGAACAAAUCAAGAACAUAAUGGUCAAAGUUCCUGAUAUGCGUGGUACGACGAUAAGUACAAUCAUAAAAUUAAUAUCAGUGGACACUAUCGAUAAUCAACUCCCCACAAUUUUAAAGGACUGUAUUUGGUCUCUUGGAGAAUACUCAGGUUAUAUUGAAAACGGGGACGCGUUAGUAAGGCUGCUGGUCAAGAGAGGUUGUGAUUUUAGACUUGAUGCACAGAGUGUUCUGAUUACAGCGUUACUGAAAAUAUUCAGUUAUUGGUCUAAUAGUAACAUAGAGAGAGAAGUAAAUGAAGUCAAACUGCUUUUAGAAGAAUUGGUUGCUUUUUUACAAGAAUUGAGUUUUUCUAAAUCCUUUGAAGUUCAGGAACGUAGUGUGGAGGUUUUAGAGAUAUUGAACUUAGUUUUGGAAUCUAUGACACCGAGUGAUACCGAACUUUCGCUUCUAUUAACGGAUGUGAUUCCCAGCUUCUUUAAUGCUUAUGAGCUCACUCCAAUAGCACACGGAACCCAGAAACAAUUGAAUUACACUGGCCAGCUAGAUCUUGAGACUCCUUUUUUGACAGAUUUUGAACUGCAGGAGAUUUUAAAUCAGCCAAAAUAUUCGGAAAACAUUGAUUAUGUAGAUUCUGAUGAAACUGACAUUGAGUUAAAAGAAAGUACUGAUUUUACUAGCUUCGGAAAUGAAAACGAAGAAAAUAAUGGCAUUGACAUAUCAUCUACUGAAAAGUUUAGUGGAAAUAAAAAAAUUGACAAUAUGUAUUACCUCAAUGAAGAGGACCAAGAAGUUGAGAAGUCCAGGAAGAGUGAUGAUCUUUUGUCCGUGGGUGGUUGUGAAAGUCAAAGUACUGAUUUCGACAUUAUCAGACUCACUACUAAACCUAGUGGCCCGAAAGAAAAGAAGAAGAAACAUAAGAAGAAGGCCAAAAAAGUUAAAGUAUUGUCAGACGAAAUUGUUGUGGAUUCAAAUACUUCUGACAUGAACGAGGGUAAACGAAUUCAAGUUCCUCAUUCACUAUCAAAGUCACCUGAGCAUAAAAUCAAUCUGAAGACCCACUCAAAAUUAGAAGAUUACGAUUUUUCACAUAAUGCAUUGGCUAAUGUUUCUGACAGGGAUCCAAACAAGAUAGAAGACCAAGCAGAAUUGGAGAAGCUUAGGGAAAAGUUUGCAAAUCAAACGCUAGAAAAGCAAAAUGAUGUUGAUGAUGAUGAUGCUGAAGAAGUCAUUGUAAUCAAGAGAAAGAAGAAGAAGGCAUCUGGGGAUAAGAAAAUGAGGAAAGGAAAGAAACCGAGCAAGACAAGCGAAACUCUGUCAUCCACAGAAGAAGGAACUGCAGCGAAUGACUCUAAAGCUGUAAAAGAACAAGUUCCAACUCAGGCUAAAUGA